AUCAGCAGCGCUAGGGAGGAAAACAAUACCGAAUCAAAACUUUUUGCAUAUAAAAAUGUGCAGCGGCUUCGAAAGUUUUUCAUUAGUGCUGAAUUUUUCGCUGGUCGGCAGACAGGUAAAAACGCUUUGUGUAACGUAAAACGAUUCGAGUGGAGGCAGCAAACGCAGCCACUUUUUUUUGCUCAAUUUCGCACAAAAGUCAAAACGUACCUUUUUGCUGUUCAACCGGCUGAGGAUGUAUCAAUUUGAAGUGAAUCGUAAAAAAGCCAUUGCAAAGGAGGCGACGCACAGCAACGGCCUCAGAAUGGCAUUACCUAUUCCAGCUUGGUUGAUGCUACUGACUGCUGUAAUGCUAUUUUUGUCGUCAUUAGGAGGAGUGAAUGCGACACCUGCUGCAUCUACUAAGAGCUUUAUGGAGGCUUGUCAAGAGCGGAACAAUAUCACUCAGGAGGAAUUGGAUCAGUUUCCCGAUGACCCAAGCCCCGAAGACGUUGAACAGAAGUUCAAAUGCUAUGCAAAUUGUCUGCUGGAUGGAAUGGGCAUUUUGGAUGAAAAUGGAAAAAUCAUGGCGGAUUCUAUGCACGAAUGGGGUAUAUUGAGUGAUGAAAGUUAUGAGAACAUGAUAGAAUGCAAAGCGGCAAAUGACAUGGAGGAUGAUCCGUGCGAGUAUAGUUUUGGAAUUGUUAUCUGUGCGCGAGUUAAUAUUGAACAUCACAGUGAUGAGAUCGAGCCGAUCGAAGAAGAGCGCCGGAAGUGAAUAACAAAAUUAAAAAAAAUAAAAAUAUGUAUUAGAAAAAUUAAAAAGAAAAAUGUUUUUAUACAUAUAUUUUCCUCUUUAGAAUUUUUAAAAUUAACGAAGAACUCGAAUACUUUAGUUUGGGCGAUUCAAUUAAACUGUCUAAUGUAUGUUGAAUAUUUCUGGCUGUUCCUAGCUGGAAAGCGAUAUAAUAAAUAUAAAUAAUUAAUGAUUAUGUAUGUAUGUAUAUAUAUAUAUUAAAAUACAUGACUCUUUCUUAUUUCGCCAAUAUCUAUUCAGAGGAAUCUUGCCACCAAAUCGAAUGUAAGAAAUUAAUAUCCAGCUUUUUCUUCAUUUCUUCAUCAUUUGAAGAACCUACUGUGGAGAGCUUUCUGCCUUUCUGUUUGCCCUUCAGUAGUCCCAUUACACCCAAGAAUUAAACCAUCAAAAUUCCAUGUAAAAUCGGUGGCUUAC
Messenger RNA from Rhagoletis pomonella (apple maggot), 1210 nucleotides. Its product is annotated as general odorant-binding protein 57c-like. Gene Ontology annotation, molecular function: odorant binding. The transcript is spliced from 2 exons. The coding region runs from base 236 to 757 and encodes 173 amino acids. The record is from RefSeq and is a predicted model, not a curated record. Lineage: Eukaryota; Metazoa; Arthropoda; Insecta; Diptera; Tephritidae.